Molecule: messenger RNA, 993 nt
Organism: Charadrius vociferus (killdeer)
Lineage: Eukaryota; Metazoa; Chordata; Aves; Charadriiformes; Charadriidae
Product: glucosylceramidase-like
Exons: 6
Coding region: 1-993 (330 amino acids)
Biological process (GO): glucosylceramide catabolic process
Molecular function (GO): glucosylceramidase activity
Source: RefSeq, a predicted model, not a curated record
AUGAAGGGAGCACCGGGCUCCGUCUCAGCCCUGUUCACGGAGCGCAUCUGCCCGUCCUGCGCUUUUAUCGCUCUUCCUGAGCAGCGCUGGCCCGAACGGCGGCCGGGCUGCCCGCCCUUCCCCAGGGGCAGCGUCCCCCCGAUGUGGGACGCGUGUGCGGGGAAACCCUUCGGCGCAGCCCCUCCGGGUGGGCUCCGUGCUCCCCCGGCCAUCUGGAACCCCGUCUGCCGCGGGGUUCACGCCGCCGUCACCUCCUACCACGCACAGCCAGAAAGCAGGUCCUGCCACCCCGCUGCCCCGCGCCUGGCAGAGACGCGGCGAGAGGGUUUUCUGGCAGCAGGCGCCCGGCCCUGUAGCCCCAAAUACUUCGGUCGUGACGCCAUGGUGUGCGUCUGCAACGCCACGUACUGCGACACGUUGGACCCCGUGGUCCUGCCGGCCCCGGGCACCUACGUCAAGUACGAGAGCAGUAAGGCCGGUAAGCGGCUGGAACGCAGCGAGGGGAGCUUCCAGCGCAGAUCUUUGUCCCCUGCAGAUUUCCAUCUCACCCUGGACACGGCACAGCGGUACCAGAAGGUGAAGGGCUUUGGUGGCUCUGUCACAGACUCGGCUGCCAUCAACAUCCAGUCCCUGUCCAAGGAUGCCCAAAACCACCUCCUCCGCUCUUAUUUCUCCGAGGAAGGCAUCGAGUACAACCUCGUGCGCGUCCCCAUGGCCAGCACCGACUUCUCCGUCCGCCUGUACACCUACGCUGACGCCGAGGGCGACUUUGAGCUGAAGCACUUCAACCUGACGGAGGAGGACACGCGGAUGAAGAUCCCCAUCCUCCAGGCAGCCCAAGCAGUGGCCAAACGGCCACUGUCACUCUACGCCAGCCCCUGGACCUCCCCGGUCUGGAUGAAGACGAACGGCGCCAUGACAGGGAGGGGGACGCUGAAAGGCAGCCCCGGGGACAAGUACCACCAGACCUGGGCCAAGUACUUCAUCCGGUGA